Rhinocladiella mackenziei CBS 650.93 is the source of this 1689-nucleotide messenger RNA. RefSeq lists its product as uncharacterized. The record is from RefSeq and is a predicted model, not a curated record. NCBI's taxonomy places the organism in Eukaryota, Fungi, Ascomycota, Eurotiomycetes, Chaetothyriales, Herpotrichiellaceae. Bases 1 to 1689 code for a protein of 562 amino acids. The transcript has 4 exons.
AUGCCUCGCAAACCAAGGAGCGAAAAUCCCAAGGAGGGUAAGGGCAACUGGAAAACCAAGUUCACCCCACAGCAGCUGGAUCGCAAGCGGCUGGUCGACCGUGUUGGCCAGAGAAGGAAUCGAGAGCUUGUGAAGCGCAAAGUUACCGUCCUCGAAGAGCGACUGCGACAGGCGGUCCGGGGAGACCACAAUGUCUUAUUCCAGAAUCUUGUCGAAGAAAACUCGAACCUGAGAUCAACUUUGGACAAAUUUGAGACCAAGAUGGAGACUAUCCUCCUGUUCACCCAGGAAUGUUUGGGCAUGGCCAACACGGCCUCAACCUCAGCAAAUAACAGACGGACUUGUUCAAGUCCACAUGAUGCGCCAUCAGAGCCAGCUGCUGAAGUGGAACAAGUGGCCACCCCUCCGUCCUCUGACGAAGACACCAAUGAUAGAGCGUACGACCGCAUUGCAUACGACAACUCUCUUCCCUUUCUCAGCUCUACCAUGUUCCAAGGCACCUCCCUUCAUCAUCGGGAAAAUAUCCCCGUGCCUGCUCUCGAAGUGUCACCCGAGCAGAUUGUUGAGCAAGUCUCCAAUUGGAAACUUCUCAACCAGCACGGCCUAGGUUUCGACUUCCUAAUUCGCAGCUGUGCCUUAGAUAAGGAGCCGGUAUUUUUGACCACGGCUUCUGUGCGUCAAAUCAUUCAGUCCAAAACCUUCUACGAGGACAUUCUUGACCGGCUCACGCCGCGGAUUAAGCCGGCUUCGCCACCAAUCGAGACAAGCGAAGAGAGUCCUCCGCCGCAACUCUCAGAGAUGGAAUGUCAAAGACGUGCAGUAGCGCUUUGUGCCUGCGAAAUUGUCAGCAGAUGGAGAUUGCUUUUUAGGACUCGGAUCGAAUGCGUUUCACAAUUCUGGGCCUUGUACAGAUUCUACAUGUUUCUCGUCUUUCCGUGCUACGAAAACCUGAUCAAAAUGCCGCCUUGGCUAUGGCCGACCAAAGCCCAGCUUUCUCAAGAGCAUCCAGGUUUCAUUGAUUGCCUAAUCUGGCCAAGCCUGCGAGAAAAGCUCAUCAAUUCGUGGCAGAACUACAACGUCAAAGGCCUUUCCAUCCAACUUGUUCGACAUUUCCAGAUUCAGAAUAUUGACAAACAAAUCAUCGACAUUCCUCUGUCCGUGAGCUCUAACCCACCGGGGUUUGUUCUCGAUCCCAACUUUGAAGUCGUCAUGUACGACCUGAAAAACUGGACUAUCGGUGUCGGGUUCCUCUCUCAGUAUCCAGACCUUCAACUGAGUCCAACUGCCAAUACCAACGACAAUCUUAACUGCUUACCGAUCGAAGCCCCAAUCAUCACACCAAGAAUCUUUGAAAUCCCCUCGUUACCGGCUGCGUUUGGAACUCCCAAACCCCGGCGACAGGCUAUGGGACAAGGGUCCGGUCAAUCACCGCCAAAGGACGAUCCUCAUGGCCAGAGUCAGGAUGCUAACUCCCCGGGGCUACAGGCCUCCGUACCAGCCACCGAGCGGACCCAGAACAAAGCAGGAGAAAAGGAUAUCGAUACGCCGAGCGGGCCCUACUCCCAAGAAGACUUUGCCGCAUUGGACCAUGAUGGAAUAUUCGACCCGUAUUUCGAUCCAUCCAAUCUCAUGCAGGAAUUUUUCGAGUUUACUUCUGCCGCUACUCCCGGAAAGCAUCGAUAUGUAUGA